AUGACAAUCGAGAUCGAGCAGGCCGCCACCGUGAGCAUCCUCUACGACGCGCUCCUGCAGAAGAAGAGCAACUUUUGCCACACCAAGAUGGUCGAGGAGAGCAAGAAGCUGCUCACGUGCAAGCGCGAUGUCGACGAGUGUCUCGAGCGCAUCGACGAGAUCGAGGAGCAGCUCGCCGACAUCAAGAGCGAGCUCCCGGAAGACGCACCGAUGGACGACGCUGCCUUUGUGGGCCACACCGAGGCCCAGGCGCUCCUCUCAGAGAAGAAGGAAGAAGAGCUCCUUCUCAUCCAAAUGUCCAAGGUCUACGAGUGCAGAAAGGCCACGAUGCGCAUGCUCGUCAAGCACAAGUCGAUCCUUGACAGCUCGCGCAAGUCGCUCCGCAACCGCCAGCGCCGCAUCGUUGAGAAGGCCUUCCGCACCGGCCUCCUCGCGUGCCAGUCGUAA
Saprolegnia diclina VS20 is the source of this 447-nucleotide messenger RNA. RefSeq lists its product as hypothetical. The record is from RefSeq and is a predicted model, not a curated record. Bases 1 to 447 code for a protein of 148 amino acids. Lineage: Eukaryota; Oomycota; Saprolegniomycetes; Saprolegniales; Saprolegniaceae. The transcript has a single exon.